UUCCCCCACCGCCUCUUAACGUGCUGGUGGGGAACUUUCCUCCGCGGGGGCGAGCGGCUUCCUCCAGCCCGUCGGAGCGAUGCUUCAAAACUAGAGCGAAACCUUUACAACCCGCCCCGGCUAGAGCCGAGACCUGGGGGGAGGAAGCUGAAGUCACAGGCGAGCGAACGUGCCUAGCUAGUGUCGGAGCGCGAACCCUUCCGCGGAGGUGGCAGGCUGCCGAGCCAGCCGCGCCCGCAGGCUGAUUGGCCGGACGAGUCUCCGCCGGGCGCUCCAGCCCCGUUAUCCCGAGCCGCUGGGGAGGCAUCGCGGAGAACUGGAGAAGCAGCGGUAGCGGGGGAAGCGAAGCCCGGGAGGCUGCCUCGGGCCAUGGGAGCGGGGGCUGCUUAUGCCUCCCAUGGACCUCCCGGAGUUUUGCCUGGGGUUUCCCGCGGGGCCUCGCGCUGAGUCCGAAGGCGGCUGUGGCUGGAGCCGGCCACGCGCGGUUCCCGUCGCCCCAGCGAGCCGAGCAGACCCAGGAGCCGGGGCAGAGCGGCUGCUAGAGGCGGGGGCCCGUGGCUCGCCCGCAGCCGGGCGCAGCCGCCUCCCGGGCGGGUCUGAGCCCCAGCGCCCGGCCGCUGCCCGGGGGCCCCCCCUAGGCUGCACCUGGCCGCCCCGUCGCGGCGUUCCCCGGACACCGUCCCGCACCGGCAGCCCCCGCGGGGCCGGGCUUCCCCCUCCCCGUCGGGCGCGGGCUGCGCUCCCGGACCCUCCUCCCCGGGGGGCAGCGCCGCUCUGCCGCGGAGCCGGGCUCCUCUCUCGCUCCCCAUGAACUACAGCUGCCGGGACAGCCGCACCAUCCAGGGCGGCGAGUCGGCGCUGCCCAGCUCGCUGCUCUUCGGCGCCGGGCUGCUGGGGACCCUGCUCGCCCUCGCCCUGCUGGGCCAGCAGCGGCUGCGGCGCGGGCGGCCCCCGCGGGCCUCCGCCUUCUACCUGCUGGUGAGCGGGCUGGCGGUCACCGACCUGCUGGGCAAGUGCCUGCUCAGCCCCAUGGUGCUGGCGGCCUACGCGGGCAACCGCAGCCUGAGCGAGCUGUGGCCGGGCGGCGCCGGCGGCCAGGAGGAGCCGGGCCCCCUGUGCCAGCUCUUCGCCUUCCUCAUGGCCUUCUUCGGGCUGGCGCCCACGCUGCUGCUGCUGGCCAUGGCGCUGGAGUGCUGGCUCUCGCUGGGCCACCCCUACUUCUACCGCCGCCACCUGCGGCGCCGCCGCCGCCGCGCCGCCGCCCUGCUGGCGCUGGCCGCCGCCCUGUGCGCCCUCUUCUGCGCCCUGCCGCUGCUGGGCUUCGGCCGCUACGUGCAGUACUGCCCGGGCACCUGGUGCUUCAUCCGCAUGGCCGGCCACAGCGCCCCCGAGCGGGGCUACUCCGUGCUCUACGCCAGCCUGCUGGGCGCGCUGGUCCUGGCCAUCGGGCUCUGCAACCUGGCCAGCAUGCGCAGCCUCUACCGCAUGGCCCGCCGGCCCCACCGCCGCAGCGGGCCCCCCGCCGCCCGGGACCCCGCCGCCCCGCGCAUGGAGGAGCUGGACCACCUCGUCCUGCUAGCCCUCAUGACCGUCCUCUUCACCGUCUGCUCCCUGCCCCUCAUCGUCCGUGCUUAUGUGGGAGCAUUUGCCGCUAACUUUAAUGAAAAGGAAGAUCUUACGGCCCUGAGGUUUCUGUCUGUGAAUUCCAUCGUGGACCCCUGGGUGUUCAUCAUUUUCAGGACAUCGAUUUUUCUCAAGUUCUUUCAUAGGGUUUGCAGAAGACUGAAUUCUAAAAAAGCCACGACGCCUCGGCUUCUAUGAACUAGGCACCGAAGCUGCAGGAGUGAAGAGGUUUCUGCUUUCUUUGGUAACUUGAAUCGAAGGAAUAUUGUUCCAGUAAUUGUUUACAGAAUCAAACCGAUCACACUAAUUAUGCCAAAUGUUGUGAUUGUGACACAUGGCUCUUCUAGAAACACUGUAAGAAAAUAUAAGACUGCAUUGUGGGGAAGGUGAAGUGCCUUAGCCGCUCUGCUGUGCACAUGCUGUACGGAGAAGAAGCAUUCCUCCGUUACUGCAUUUUUGCCUUUCCUGGCACAGACUGGAACUGAAAGUUUGUGGUCAUGUGAGUAACAGUGAAUCUUACGAUGUGACAGCACUCCGCUUCCCAGAGAACUUUGUAAAAAGAAUGUGUUUGUGGUAUAAAGUGCUGCUCUCUGAUUCUUCACUCCUAUCAGAGUACAGCCCCGAUCCUGCAAGGUGGCCCCGUUGCCUUUGGGGGUUCCCAUUGAUUUCAACAGGCUGCAGGCAGACAGACGUGUCUACCCACAGGGAUCUGCUUGGAGGAUCCAGGCCUAAAUCAGGAAUCACCGAAGUCUGAUAGGGAAAAAUAAAACUCUUCAUUUUUAAAAGAAAUAAAAGCAGUGUACAGUUUCUUGUAGCUGCCUCCCCACCCCAGUAAAUUGAUCUUGUCAUCCAGUAGCCAGAUAGUAUCCAAUGCACCGUACAUACAGCGUCAGACCCAGCAGCAAUGAUUCUCUGGGCUUGUCUGCACUGUCGAGUCAGCUCCAGAUAUAACUCAAGUGCGCACACAAAAACCUCUAGCCUGAGUGCUUGAACACAAGCUAGCCGGCCAGGCAGGGGUGGGUGGGCUGACCCUCCAGCGCUGCUCCCCUUCAAGCUAGCAAAGCUAUUUUGUGCUGCUAAUACGAAGGCUCUGUGCUGCUGCAGCUCUCGCUGGGGCUAGUGGAUAAUGCUCUGCGGGGAGGAUGAGCCCUUUCUCCUGCCUUAGAUUUGCACAGAGAACUCCUGCUGGUGUUAGAGACAAGGGGAGUUCUUUGGGCAGAACUCCUGCAGUACCCAGCCCCAAUGGAACCUGCAGAGAUCUACCCCACCAGCAUAUCAGGGCGGGAAGGGACCUCAGGAGGUCAUCUAAUCCACCCCCCUGCUCAAAGCAGAACCAAUCCCCAGACAGAUUUUUACCCCAGUUCCCUAAAUGGUCCCCCUCAAGGAUUGAGCUCACAACCCUGGGUUUAGCAGGCCACUGCUCAAACCACUGAGCUAUCUCUCCCCUCCCAACUUUACUCCUCUGAGUAUUCCAUGAAUAAAGUUACGCAGGGGGGUAGAUCUUUGCCAGGCUGGGUCUUAAGACAGUAAACAGGCUUGCAGUGGGGUAAUGUAUUUACAUUUAUAUACUACAACUGUUCAAGUGCUUUAACUAUUCACUGGGGACAAACAAAGGCUGAAAAAUAUAUCUUACAAAGCAACAUCAUGUUGCAUUGUACGGUUUGGUCAAUAAAUUAUUCUUUA
This is a messenger RNA of Mauremys reevesii (Reeves's turtle), 3306 nucleotides long. RefSeq names its product prostaglandin D2 receptor (gene PTGDR). Gene Ontology annotation, biological process: inflammatory response; G protein-coupled receptor signaling pathway; positive regulation of cytosolic calcium ion concentration. Lineage: Eukaryota; Metazoa; Chordata; Testudines; Geoemydidae. The transcript is spliced from 2 exons. Gene Ontology annotation, cellular component: plasma membrane. The coding region runs from base 808 to 1821 and encodes 337 amino acids. The record is from RefSeq and is a predicted model, not a curated record. Gene Ontology annotation, molecular function: prostaglandin D receptor activity.